AUGAGCACUCUUAUUAAUUGGUAAAAUACUCUAAAAAAUCUCUUUUUAACUUAAAACCACUUACUUGAAUCAGAUUUAAAUGUCUUCUAAUCUCAAAGACGUGCUUGCGCUGAAGAAAUUUAAAAAAAUUCAAAAAAGUAGAAUUAAAUUUAAAGUGUCUCUUUGUGUUAGCCUUGCUAAGAAGAAUAACAAAAAGAUUUAAAAUUCACCAUCAAAAAAAACGAAUUUAAUGAAAAUAACUACCAAACUUUGGUUGAAGGAAUGAAAUAAAUUUCAAGUGUGAGAAGCUUAGAAAUCGAUGUUUAAGAUGCUAAUUUGCAGUCAGAAGGAGCAGAAGCUCUUAGCUAAUCAAUUAUAUAAUGCUAAGAUUUAGAGAGGUUAUCCCUUGCUAUUGGCUAGUAUAAUUUAAUAGGCCAAGAGGGGAUUGUUAGUAUAUCAAAGUGCAUCAAAUCUCUUCAUAACUUAAAUGAUCUAUCCAUUACUAUUGAAAGGAAUAACUCAAUUGGCGAAGUAGGUGCAGCAUCCCUUUGCCAGACAUUGAAAAAAUGCACUAAACUGACUCAUCUUUAAUUGUCAUUUGGAAAUUGCAAUAGAUUUGGAAAUACUCUCUAUUCUAACUUAGGCAGCUCUUUAAAAAGCUUAACUAAUCUCCAAAGCUUAAAACUCUUUUUCGACAAUAAUUUGAGCAUAUUGCCAGAUGGUGUCAAGCAAUUGUCUGAAGGCUUUCUCCAUAGCUUAGAGAAUUUAGAAAUAAAAUUUGGAUCCAACAACAAUAUUGGAUCUGGGCUUGGAGGUUUUUUAAAUUCUUUAAAAAGAUGCUAAAAGCUUAAAAAUCUCAGCAUAUAAUUUGGAGAGUCCAAUAAUUUGCAGUCUUAAAGCUUUUAAAAACUUGAAAAAGCUGUCAAAAAUAUGUCCCAGCUUUAAAAUUUACAAAUAAUCAUCGAAAAGAAUAACAAAAUUGGUGAAAAUGCUGCUAUUGAAAUAUCAAAUGGAAUUAAAUGUUGCCAAACUCUUAAAUAAUUGAAUCUCAUUGUUGGAUCUAAAAAUGAUAUUGGAUCUUAAGGCUGUCACUAAAUUAUUCAAAGCAUGGGUUUUUUAACUAAAUUAAAUAGUCUUUCAUUUUAAUUUGAUGAGUAAAAUAAUAUCAACGAUUAAGCAUUUGAUUCAUUAGAGAAUACUUUUGAAUAAUUAACUGAACUCUAAAGCUUAAAAUUUAUAAUCGGAAAAAAUAUCAUAACAAAUGAAGGAGCUAUUAAGAUUGGUAUUGCUCUUAAGAAAUGCACAAAACUAGAAUCUCUUUAAUAUUCAAUAGAAGAAAAUAAUAUUGGGUCUGAGGGAUCUAAAAUCAUUGGAGAAUCAAUUUCUAAUUUCUUCAACUUAAAAAACCUAAAUUUGAAAUUUGGAAGAAACAAUAUAAGAUCAUGUGGUGCUGGUGGUUUUGGAGAUGCUUUGAAAACAUGUCCUUCACUUGAAAAGCUAAAAUUUGAAAUUGAUAGUAAAAAUUAAAUUGGACCAGAUGGAUUGUCUUUUAUUGGAGAAGGUCUAAAGAACUGUAUCAACCUAAAAUCUUUAGACAUGAUUAUACAAAACAAUGAAUUAAAUAUUGAUGGUGCAAAAGAGUUGUCAAAAGGAAUUGAAAAAUUGGGUUCUUUGCAAGAAAUAAAAUUCACAAUUAAUGAUUCAAAUUUCGGUUUGGAUGGAACGUAGGAAGUUUUUUAAAAACUAAACUAAUGCCAAAAGCUAAGAAAGAUAUCAUUCAAUAUCUACCAUAAACAUUCUGAAGAAGAAGUAGAUGUUGUCUAAUCUAAAAAAAUGAAUAUUCUAAAUAAAAUUUACAAAAUGAAAAGAAUGGUUGAUUUAAAGUUUAAAUUUAACUGA
Tetrahymena thermophila SB210 is the source of this 1878-nucleotide messenger RNA. RefSeq names its product kinase domain protein. Gene Ontology annotation, cellular component: perinuclear region of cytoplasm; nucleus; cytosol. The transcript has 19 exons. NCBI's taxonomy places the organism in Eukaryota, Ciliophora, Oligohymenophorea, Hymenostomatida, Tetrahymenidae. The record is from RefSeq and is a predicted model, not a curated record. Gene Ontology annotation, molecular function: small GTPase binding; GTPase activator activity. Gene Ontology annotation, biological process: activation of GTPase activity; nucleocytoplasmic transport.